GUGCAGCUAGAAAGAACAGACCACAAGUUUCUUGGACGUUUUAAAAAUGGCGACGAUGUUUCUUUUUCUUGCGAUGUAAAAGGUUAGAUUGAGUCGCGGGGCGUCCGAUUCUUUAGGACAAGUUUUUAAAGUCUAUUCACGAAAAAGAAGUACACGAUGGCGCAAAGCAGAUUGGAAAAAAUUGGCACGAUAUAUACCAGAGUUACCUCGCUGUUAAAAGGCAAAGCUGUAAGAGAGGAAGACAUGCCAUUGUGGGUGGCAGUGUAUGAAGCUUUUCCCCCAAAAUACGAGCCCAGAUAUGACAGACGGUUGCCAAAAAAACCAGUCAAACCUAUCUUUUACGAAGAGGAUCUUGUCCGAGCAAGGUUCCAUAGAGAUCAGAGUUUCAUACCAGCUACUAAUUUGGCAAAUGAAAAUGUAAAAUCUGCAACACAAAAUUUUUCAUCUAUAUAUAAAACAAUGAGAAAGGAGAAAGAAUUAUCAGACGAUAAUGCAUAUGAGCAGGCUAUGAAACAGUAUAUUUCUGAGGUGAAAAUAAAAAUGGAAUUGAGGAAAGAGAGUAAAUCAUCCAUAAGCUCUUAACGACUAGAAAAAUAUAUUUUUACUGUAUAGAGGAGAAUAUAACAACGAAUCUUGUUCAACAACGGUAUUUAUAUUUCGUGACAAUCAAUACAUUAAAUAACAAUGAGUUCCUGCAAAGUUUUAUAACUUAUGUCAAUGAGUACAAGACGAUAAUCUUAGUAUAAUCCUCACGACGAGUAAACAUGAAAAACGUUACAAUGAUUCCGUUAAUAUAGUGGAGAUCAAUCAUAUAGAAUUCUCAAUUGUAAUAAUUACGUUUGUUACGCAAUAUUAAUUAUUCGCCAUAAUUCAAGGCAUACUUGAUGAAUAAUUGUAUAACGCGAUACACAAUUUCUAGUUUUUUACAAAUGUCAUAUUGGAAAUAAAGAUGAUAUACAAGCUGC
Messenger RNA from Monomorium pharaonis (pharaoh ant), 965 nucleotides. RefSeq names its product 28S ribosomal protein S23, mitochondrial (gene mRpS23). The record is from RefSeq and is a predicted model, not a curated record. Gene Ontology annotation, cellular component: ribosome; mitochondrion. Gene Ontology annotation, molecular function: structural constituent of ribosome. NCBI's taxonomy places the organism in Eukaryota, Metazoa, Arthropoda, Insecta, Hymenoptera, Formicidae. Gene Ontology annotation, biological process: translation. The transcript has 5 exons. Bases 157 to 582 code for a protein of 141 amino acids.